Micropterus dolomieu (smallmouth bass) is the source of this 3390-nucleotide messenger RNA. RefSeq names its product glucosamine (UDP-N-acetyl)-2-epimerase/N-acetylmannosamine kinase (gene gne). NCBI's taxonomy places the organism in Eukaryota, Metazoa, Chordata, Actinopteri, Centrarchiformes, Centrarchidae. The record is from RefSeq and is a predicted model, not a curated record. Gene Ontology annotation, molecular function: N-acylmannosamine kinase activity; UDP-N-acetylglucosamine 2-epimerase activity; hydrolase activity, hydrolyzing O-glycosyl compounds. Bases 212 to 2422 code for a protein of 736 amino acids. The transcript has 15 exons. Gene Ontology annotation, biological process: UDP-N-acetylglucosamine metabolic process.
CUGGUUUGUCAGUCCGCCUCACACUUGACUGUGCCAUCGACCCUAGUGUGUGUACCCAGAUGCCCGACAACGGCUGGUAACAACUGGGACCAAAGAAGGAGAGAAGAGGUAAACGUAACCAUCGAUAGUUUCCGCGUGAGAUGAAGACACCGUCCCUGGAUAAUUCAAGCAUCUGAAUAUUUGGAAGGCCCAAGAGUUAUACUAUCUGAGAAUGCAAAGGAGCAGAGAAAAGAUGGAGAGAAAAAGGAUGGAAGAACAGAAUCCGUGUGAGAAAAGGUUGAGGGUGUGUGUGGCGACAUGCAACAGAGCGGACUACUCCAAGCUGGCCCCCAUUAUGUUCGGGAUCAAAUCCCACCCUGAUGAGUUUGACCUGGAAGUCGUGGUGCUUGGGUCACAUCUCAUUGAUGACUACGGGAACACUUUUCGUAUGAUCGAGCAAGAUGACUUCGACAUCGGCUCCAAGCUCCACACCAUUGUGAGAGGAGAGGAUGAGGCAGCCAUGGUGGAGAGCGUUGGUCUGGCACUUGUGAAACUCCCUGACGUCCUACAGAGGCUUCGCCCUGACAUCCUGGUAGUCCAUGGUGACCGUUUUGACGCGCUGGCUCUAGCAACUGCUGCAGCACUGAUGAACAUUAGAAUACUUCACCUGGAGGGAGGAGAGGUGAGUGGUACGAUUGAUGACUCGAUUCGCCAUGCCAUCAGUAAACUGGCCCACUACCAUGCCUGCUGCACACGCAUGGCGGAGCAGCACCUCAUCGCCAUGUGUGAGGACCACUCUCGCAUCCUGCUGGCUGGCUGCCCUUCAUAUGAUAAGCUGCUGUCAACUAAUCACAGAGAUGACUACAUGGAUAUUAUCAAGAGCUGGCUGGGUGACAAGGUGAAGGACGGUGACUACAUAGUGGCUUUGCAGCACCCAGUUACCACUGACAUCCAGCAGUCCAUUAAGAUCUAUGGGCUGAUGCUGGAUGCCCUGCUCUCCUUCAACAAAAAGACCCUCAUCCUCUUCCCUAACAUAGAUGCCGGAAGUAAGGAGAUGGUGCGUGUGAUGCGAAGGAAGGGCAUCGAGCAGCACCCCAACUUCCAGGCAAUGAAGCACAUUCCCUUUGAGCAGUUCAUCCAGCUGGUGUCCCACGCCGGCUGCAUGAUCGGAAACAGCAGCUGUGGGGUACGAGAGGCUGGGGCCUUCGGCACACCUGUCAUUAACCUGGGAACAAGGCAAACUGGCAGAGAAACGGGUGAAAAUGUUCUACAUGUCAGAGAUGCCGACACUCAGAGUAAGAUCUACCGCGCUCUGGAGCUGCAGUUUGGAAAGAGAUACCCCUGCUCUAAGAUAUAUGGUGAUGGUUACGCAGUGCCUCGUAUUCUCAAGUUUUUACGUACCAUUGACCUGAAUGAGCCCCUCCAGAAGACUUUCUGUUUCCCCCCGGUGAAAGACUCAAUCUCCCAGGACAUUGAUCACAUCCUGGAGAGACAGAGCGCUCUGGCUGUUGACCUGGGAGGGACCAACCUCAGAGUGGCUAUCAUCUGCAUGAGGGGUGGCAUAGUAAAGAAGUAUACUCAGCCCAAUCCAAAGGCGUUCGAGGCCAGGAUGCAGCUCUUAUUAGAAAUGUGUGCAGAUGCCAUGCGGGACGCCGUCGACCACAACUGUAGAAUACUUGGCGUUGGAGUGUCCACGGGUGGGCGCGUAAACCCACAAGAAGGCGUGGUCCUACACUCCACAAAGCUGAUCCAGGACUGGUCCUCAGUGGACUUGAGAACACCCAUCUCCGACGCCCUGCACCUUCCCGUCUGGGUCGACAAUGAUGGCAACUGUGCUGCGUUGGCUGAGAAAAAGUUUGGUCACGGCAAGGGAGUGGAGAACUUUGUCACUGUCAUCACAGGAACAGGUAUUGGAGGAGGGAUUAUCCAUCACAGUGAGCUGGUCCACGGCAGUACCUUCUGCGCUGCAGAGCUGGGUCACAUCAUGGUUUCAUUAGAAGGCCCAGAGUGUUCGUGUGGCAGCAGAGGAUGCAUAGAGGCCUACGCAUCCGGCAUGGCCCUGCAGAGAGAGGCCAAAAGGCUGCACGAUGAGGAGCUACUGAAGGUGGAAGGGAUGGACAUAAAGUUCGAGGAGCCAAUCACUGCUGCCCACCUCAUUGACGCAGCCAGACUGGGGAACUCCAAAGCAGACGCUGUCCUGAACAAGGCUUCCACAGCGCUAGGUGUGGGCAUCAUUAACAUCCUCCACAUAGUGAACCCCUCGCUGGUGAUUCUGUCUGGAGUGUUGGCCUCUUACUACGAAGCCCCAGUGCAGCACAUCAUCUCACAGAGAGCCCUCGUCUCUGCCCGGAAAACAGAAGUUGUCUCAUCAAACUUGGAGGAACCUGCUUUACUUGGAGCAGCUAGCAUGGUGUUAGACUAUGCAACCAGAAGGAUCUACUGAAGAAUAUAGUCCUGAUUAAUUGAGGACUGCUACCAACAGGCGGACUGCAAAACUGAAAGUAGUAGCUGUGCUGCCCGGAUAGAUAAAAAAGCAUAUUAUGUAGGAGAAACAUUUUUAAGGCUAGCCUGAAAAACAACGCGCUCAGACCGUCAUUUCAGUGUUAAAUAUUGUGUGUGUAUAUAAUUUCUUUUCUUUUUCUUGUUGACCUUAGUGAAUCGUGCCUUCACCAGGCCAGAUGUUGGCCAGUUUCCAACCUGGAUAUAUCAUGUUGCAAGUGGGUCCAUUGCACGGGCCAGAAAUCCUACCACUUUCUUAUCUAUGUAGUCAUGUUUUAUUAAGUCCCAGAGCUUAUUUGAUCAAGUGAGCAUCAACUCUUGAGUAAACUGCAAAUACAUUGUAGAAGUCACUCAGUCUACUUGUAAUGUGAUGUGGGUUGAUGGAAAAGUCUUCAGAUGUGACCAAAUUAUUGCUGAAACAUUCUCCUGUUGCCUACUCUCAAUUCUCCCUAAUAUCUUACGGCCUCACUUUUUCUGUAAAUCUUGUAUCGAGUUUUCAGUCUAAAUCUUUAUCUAUUUUGGGAUAAGGCUAUCUGUCAAGUUAAUGUUACAGUUCCACAUUUUGUUAUAAAUUUAAUUAUUUAAGGUCUUAAUGAAGUGUUUUAAUAUGAUGCUUAUUGUAUGGUGGUCUGGAAAGCUUUAUGGGUGAUAAACGGUUAAUAAAUGUCGAAAUACUAAACUGGCUUGUAUUAAUGAAAUGUUAAAGCAGCCACUGCUUUAGCUUAAUGGCUGUUAACAGUGAAUUUGCCUGAAUCAGGUGAAGUUUUUUACAUGUCAUUGCCACAGACCUUAUGACUGUUUGGAUCGAGUUUUGAAGUUUUCUUCAUGCCUUCCAAAGACCUAUUGUAUCUCAAAUAUGUUUACAUGGUUUGUAUGUACUAUUAAAUACAGGAUUGUACAUUACAUGCUAAA